AGAAAGAACGACAAUGCCAGACGACGAUAUUAGAUCAGCACGCUCUACAAUUAAUCCCAAACUUGUAAAAUCGCGAAAAACGCAAUAAAGAUUAACUGUAUCCCUACUCCUCAGUUUCAUACGCGAUAACUUUAUCUCACAUAUUUAGGUAAUAUAUUAUGUCAAUUAAUUAGAUGGGCAUACCUGCCUCAACAGUGAUAGAAAGAGGUGGUUGCAGUAAAAUAGUGAGAGUGUAAUAAAUAGGUAGUGAAUUCAAAAUGAAGGAGAAGGCUAUUGAGACGAAAAGCGAGGUUGACGAAGUUGUUCCUGAAAGGUCGAGAUGGAGUAGUCCUUUAGAAUUCGUUGUUUCCUGCUUAGGUUACGCUGUUGGAAUUGGAAACGUGUGGAGAUUUCCGUACCUAUGCUAUAGAAAUGGAGGAGGAGUAUUUGUUCUGAUCUAUCUCCUAAUGGUAAUUUUAAUGGGAAUGCCGAUUUUUCUAUUGGAACUAGUCAUUGGGCAGUAUUCCGGUCUAGGGCCAGAUCAAUGUUUUAGCCGAAUCGCUCCAAUAUUUUCUGGUUUGGGGUAUUGUACGUUAGUCGUGAUAUAUCUAGUCACUGUGUAUUAUAUGGUUAUCAUUGCGUGGUCCGUAUUUUAUUUCUUUGCAUCAUUCAGAACCGAGCUCGGUUGGGGUUCGUGUGAUCAUGAGUUUAAUACCAAAGGUUGUUUCGAUGCGAUUGCGGAUGAAAGCUGUGGUCUAAACGCAACUUUUUAUAACUACAAAUGUACAUCCGUCGCAGAAUUAUGUAGUGAAUACAACUUCGAUCAUAUGGUAAACCGCACAUAUUGUGGGUUACAAAAUGGAACGGAGGUACACAUAAGUACAAUUAUCAACAGAACAUUAUCAUCUGAAGAAUACUUCAGUCAAUUUGUAUUGGGAAUAAAUGGUGCAACCUGGGAAAAUUUUGGAGAAUUCCGUUGGCAAUUAUUUUUAUGUCUCCUAUUUUCGUGGAUCGUAGGAUACUUCUGCGUAAUUCGUGGCAUUAAGUCAUCAGGAAAAGCUGCAUACUUCACCGCGCUAUUUCCCUACGUGAUAUUAACUGCGUUAGUUAUUAGAGGUGCCACUCUUGAGGGCGCAGUAGACGGAAUUUUACAUUACAUCACGCCGAAGUGGGAAAUGUUGGGAGACGUCGAUGUUUGGGGUAGCGCAGCGUCACAAACGUUUUAUUCUUUUGGAAUAAGUUGUGGAUCUUUAAUAACUUUAGCAUCGUACAAUAACUUUAAGAAUAACUGCAUGAAAGACGUGGUAAUUAUUGCAGCGGCCAAUUUAUUCACCUCCAUUUAUGCUGGACUUGCAAUUUUUGCUAUGCUUGGAUUUCUGGCAAAACAGUUAGAUGUUCCAAUUGAAAAUGUAGCUACGGAUGGUCCAGGACUAGCUUUUGUGGCUUAUCCGGAGGCACUUCUACGAAUUCCUAUCCCACAGCUUUGGAGUGUCUUGUUCUUCUUUAUGGUAAUCAUCCUUGGCCUUGGCAGUCAAUUCGCCGGAAUUGAAGCAGUUAGUGUUACAAUUCUUGAUAAAUGGCCGCAUUUGAGAAAACGCCAGUACCUAGUACAAAUAGGAAUUUGCCUUUCUUGCUUUAUAUUGGCAAUUCCUAUGUGCUUUAGUGGAGGAAUAUAUAUAUUUACACUUUUGGAAUGGAACACCGCAUCAUGGGCUAUUUUAUUAAUCGGUCUCGGAGAAAUUGUUUCUGUUUCCUGGGCUUACGGAUGUAGACGAUUCUUACAGCACAUGAAGGAUAUGACUAUUAGCAUGCCCAAAUUAGUGUAUUGGUAUUGGUGGGUAUGUUGGGUAAUAGUAACGCCACUUACUUUAAUUGGUGUAUUUACUUUCCAAAUGGUUAUAUUUGCACCAGCUUUAUAUGAGGACUACAUAUUUCCAGAAUGGGCCAAUAUGAUAGGUAUAUUAAUAGGGGUAUCUACAUUGGCUCCGUUACCGAUAUUUGCUAUAUAUUCAUAUUUCACAAAACCAUAUACCGGCAUGGAAUGGUUUAAACCAACUAAGGAGUGGGGACCCCAAAGUGACACUUCGGAGAGUGUCGUAAACUUGACAAGGUGUACCAGUGGAUCGAUACGUUCUAGUUACGAUUCUGGGAUUACAGUCGCUAUGGCUUCGUGAUUCGUCUAAUGUGAAUAGUUCUGUAUUAGGGUUAAGAAGUUAUGAUUACGUUAAGCUGUGUACAAAUCUGACACAUGACAAACGAUACGUUCAUUAUAAUGUAUCUGUAUGUACCUACUCUAAAGAAACUUAAAGUACGAGGGUUGUAUUUUUCCAACCUCAGAUAGAGGGUAUAGAAAUAAAAGUGUAAAUGUUUACAAUAAAACAAAUUUAUUACCAAACGUUACAUACAACUUCGGUUACUGCUCAGCAUGAUUAUCGUUUUGAUUGAGGCACUGGUCAUACUGGUAGACAAACUUUCCAAUAUCCUCUUAAAAAAACACAUAUGUAUGUAGCUUUUGGCAAUAAAUUAAUUGUACUAUACACGAUACUUCCUAUUUUAUACCUUAUCGGAGGUUGAAAAAAAAACAGCUCUCGUAAUAAGCUUCUAUCAUCAUUGUAUAAAUCAUGGAAUACUCAUUAAUUAAAGUAUCUUUCUGUAUAGAUAAUGCAUAUUUAUUUAUUACACUGAAAAAAUAUAUAGCUAGGCGAGUUCUAGCAUGACAGACUAGCCAUAUAACGCCCUCAUGUGGAUUCGUUAACAUCAUAUUACGCUGUUACCUUAUCUUUAAGAAAACGUAUUUAUUUGUAUUGA
Photinus pyralis (common eastern firefly) is the source of this 2787-nucleotide messenger RNA. RefSeq names its product sodium- and chloride-dependent glycine transporter 2-like. The coding region runs from base 258 to 2153 and encodes 631 amino acids. Gene Ontology annotation, biological process: sodium ion transmembrane transport. The transcript has 6 exons. Gene Ontology annotation, cellular component: membrane. Lineage: Eukaryota; Metazoa; Arthropoda; Insecta; Coleoptera; Lampyridae. The record is from RefSeq and is a predicted model, not a curated record. Gene Ontology annotation, molecular function: glycine transmembrane transporter activity.